Messenger RNA from Oppiella nova, 1404 nucleotides. NCBI's taxonomy places the organism in Eukaryota, Metazoa, Arthropoda, Arachnida, Sarcoptiformes, Oppiidae. The record is from the annotation of a GenBank genome assembly.
AUGACGUCGACAUCGAGGGCUCAAAGACCGGUCUCCACCGGUUCCCAUCCCAAUCCCAAUACCUAUAACAACUCGACGGCCAAUCCGUGCCUUUUUUCAAUGCCUUCCCCUCAAUGCUGUUCACCAACGGACGAGUUAUUGGGUUUUCCGAUCAAACAUACAAGACAUGACUUACAAGACUUACAGACACAGAAGCGAAUCACAGAAUUGUUGAGUGGACACCCGUCCCUCAAGUCAUUUUUGGCCGGUUCUGUCAGCGGCACAGUCUCUACACUACUCUUCCAACCUUUCGAUUUGGUUAAGACUAGAAUACAAAAUGCCAACAUUGCACCCCAUCCCACUAAUAUAUCGACAAUACGUGUCGUCCCGUUAGUAACACAAGUGCUGAGAGACGAACAGUUACUCGGCUUAUGGAAAGGAACAGUACCCUCCCUUUUGCGAUGUGUGCCCGGAGUGGGGCUAUACUACUGUUCGUUGGAUUACCUGAAGACACAAUUCUGUACGACAGCGUCGGGAGAGACGACUCAGCCUUCGGCCGUUCAGGCGCUCUGUUUCGGAGUCGUCGCCCGUUCCUUCUCGGGCUCAGUCCUUAUACCCGUUACUGUCAUUAAAACGCGUUACGAGAGCGGAGUGUUUGCCUACGGAAGCCUAUCACAGGCUCUUAGGCACACGUAUAUGAGCGAAGGGCCCAGAGGUUUGGCCCGGGGUUUGGUGCCCACACUCAUGAGGGACGCGCCCUUUUCGGGACUAUAUUUCAUGUUUUACUCGCAACUCAAACAACUAGUUCUCACCUCAUCGUCCACUUCGCCCAACAAUACAUCCAUUUCCCCGAUUCUCACGUUUACUAUCGGUCUGAACGCCGGACUCAUGGCAUCCAUAGUGACGCACCCCAUGGAUGUGGUGAAGACACGGAUGCAAUUAUAUCCCAAAGAGUUUUCGUCGUUAAUCUCGACGCUGGCGCUCAUAAUGAAGGAGAAGGGAGUGAAGGGAUACUUCUGUGGACUAUUGCCGCGAAUGCUUCGCCGGACACUUGUGGCCUCCAUGUCGUGGACUGUAUACGAACAGCUGGUCAAGAAUAUUGGCCUUAAAUAGGAGGUGCCCUUCAUAUUAGGACUACAUCUAACAAAUUAUUCAUUAACGUUUGUCAAACAUAAGCCAAACCAUAACACACUGUACAUCAUAUUUAUGGCUAUAAAACGCAUUCAAAACAUUAUCUAAAUGUUUGCUAAUCAGUGCAAUCAACCAUUUAAUUCAUUCAAAUCGUUAUCAACUUGUUGUUUAAAUAUUGCAAUUGUUUUAAUGAGAUUUUUAAAGCCAAUUAUGUAUUAAUUCAAAGUUUAGUUAUUUAUAUCAAAUGUUAUCUAAAUCGGUAAUCAAAUCACUGUUAUAUUCGUUAUUAAAUGU